GAUGAAUUAAGUACUUUUGAAUUUUUUCAUGCGCAAGAUUAAUUGUGUGUCAAAACACCCGUUUAAAUCUUGUUACAAAUUGAUCCGAUGAAAGGUGGGGGAAUAUUUUAUUUGAAUUUAUUUUUAAAAAAAUCGAUGCUUGAACUAUAUAAUUUACCUUUUAUAUUUUUUCAACAACUGCUAGGUGAUUUUUUUUGCAUCAUAAUUCACGCGCAAUUAACUCUACCGCGCAGACUCUUUCAUUACACUUUUUGGUCCGUUUUAUUUAAUUUCAACUAUGUUAAUACAAUGCCACGCCCACUAUUUGACAGCCGUUAUUUCAACGAGUUUGAAGUGCCUUGAACCCGCCCAUUUAUUCGAUUAUUACCCGUUGUCAUGGAUAGUUAUCUUAACUCUCUAGGCCACGCGCCAGGUCGAUCAGGGCUAAUAAUGAUGUUACCUGAGGAAAUGCACGCGACAAAGAAUUUUCUCAUUGGUUAAUUAUUUUUGUGUCACGUGCCCCGGGUGAAAUUAUCAAAAUGGGUAUAAAAGCGGUGAAGAAUCUCUAAUUUUCUUCAAGAAAACAAAUGAGUUGGAAUAUUAAUAUACAAGCAUACAAAAAGUAAAAGUAGAAUCUGGUAUUGUUAUAUUAAAUAACUAUUGAAGUAUAAGGAAAACAAAAAAUGUUAGAAAAUAUAGAAUUUGAUUAUUUUAUCGAAGACUAUUUAGACGAUUUAUCGGAAUCAUCAUUUUCUAACACUGACGAUGAAAUAUCAAAUUCAUCCGCGGACUUUUCCAAUUUCGGUUCCAAUUUCGGUUCAUACGUUUUCCAACCGGAUAAUUUCGGGAAAUGUAAAAGAAGCCGGAAAAAGAACUACCAACAUCAGUUACAGCAAAGGCACGCGGCAAAUCUGCGUGAGAGGAGACGCAUGCAGUCUAUAAAUGAAGCGUUUGAAGGACUUAGAUCACAUAUACCUACCUUACCAUACGAGAAAAGACUUUCGAAAGUUGAUACUUUAAGACUUGCCAUUGGGUAUAUAAGUUUUUUGGCGGACAUGGUGAAUUCAACUGGCUCGGCAGACGAUCCUUUCCGGACUACACUCGAGAAUUCAAGAAAAGUGAUCAUACACUGCCAAACAGGUUUUGAUAACGACCCAUUCGAGGCCUCGACAUUAGUCGGACAUUCGUUAUCUUGGAAAAACGAGAAAUCUACGAGAAUUGGACCCGAUAACAAAAUGCAUGCAAAGAUAUGGCGACCGGAAGAUCCGUGUGUAUCACGUGACGAACAGAAUGUGUUAUGUGAUGAUCGGAACAUAUCACGUGAUAACAAAAAUGAGAAUAAAAACAACAACAACUGUGAUAAAAAUACUUGUUUUACUAAUGCAUCGACUGUGAAGAAUAAGGAAAAUCAGUCCAUAGUAAAUGAAAUGGACAAAAGCUAGUAAACAAAAUAUAUUUAUCACGUGUUUAUAUCUGACAAUCACAUGUUCGUAAAAUGUAAUGACGUAGAACACACAUUUUCUAGCAGUUACUGUACUUAACUUAAUUUGAGGACAGCUGAGUCUCAAUGUCAUAAAACUGAGUUCUGUCUCAAAUAUCAUGAUUUUCAUUGGUUAAUUUACAUUCUAUGCCGGUUUCAGACCAAUCAAAUGCCCGAGUAUCUAGAAACACUUACACCCUUUGACCUUUAACCAACAUUUCCUCAAUUUCACAAUAUCUUUGUCUCGAAUUCUUUAUUAGGAAGAAAAUAUGGAUAUCUAUUUCAAAUUUAAUUAUAGAAAAUUUUCUUUUUUGAAAAGCUGAAGGUUUUCAAAGAACGGUGUACUAAUUGAGAAAUUCUUUUAUCAUGUUUCAUGUUAAACUUUAACUUUAGAUUUGUGGUUAUUUUAUUUAAUCUUUUCUACAAUAUAUAUUUUAUUAUUAAAAACAAAAUAUAUAUGGUGAUUCAACUUUUAUUUAUUUUUCUUCUUAAUUUAUUUAUAAUUUACAUAUUGGCGCAUAGUGUAGCGUGUGUAAUUAUUUCUUUGAUUCUUUUCUCCCAUUUUUUUUUUAUCUUUUCUCCCA
This is a messenger RNA of Ruditapes philippinarum (Manila clam), 2043 nucleotides long. Its product is annotated as pancreas transcription factor 1 subunit alpha-like. Gene Ontology annotation, biological process: developmental process; regulation of transcription by RNA polymerase II. The record is from RefSeq and is a predicted model, not a curated record. Gene Ontology annotation, molecular function: RNA polymerase II transcription regulatory region sequence-specific DNA binding; DNA-binding transcription factor activity, RNA polymerase II-specific; protein dimerization activity. Lineage: Eukaryota; Metazoa; Mollusca; Bivalvia; Venerida; Veneridae. Bases 663 to 1421 code for a protein of 252 amino acids. The transcript is spliced from 2 exons.